CAGAAGGAGCUCUGCAUGGCACCAGCAAGUAGGAGGCAGAAGGCAGAGUCUGCUAUGGAACUAAUACCAGUGAACAGAUUUUUAUGACCCACCACUGCCUAAGUAGAAGCAGGAGAGAUCUUAACAUUGCUGCUUAUUGUACCCUAGAAAGAAAGAAAGAAAGAAAGAAAGAAAGAAAGAAAGAAAGAAAGAAAAAGAUGCAUGAGAUGCUCUGAAAAUGUUCUUUACCUCCAGAAUUUGGCAGAUUGUAAAGAUUAAACUGUAAGGACGUGUAAGGAAACUAUAAUCAAAAGCACAGAAAAUAGCACUUCUGAAAGACAGAGGGAGCAGACGCUAGAUGAAUACUGUUAUAUGAGUCAGCAUUGUGAUGCUGUGGCGCAAAAGAGCUGGACCAUGUGUAGUUUGCAUUUACAGGAGAACUCUUGGAGUAGCCAGAUUCCUACUAGGGACCGAGAAGAACUUGUCUUCUGUUCUGGACACAUGCAUUCCGUAAAUGCUGAUCGACAGACAGCUAACAACUUAGGAAAGAUUCAAAAAAGAAUUAUUCCAGCCCUUCUGCUGAAGAAAAUAAUUAUAAUAAAUAAAUUUUCAGAAAAUGUUUAAUUAAGCAUCCAUUAGUUUGCAUUUUUCAUAUAAUUUUUUUUUUAGAAUGUUUUACUUUGAAAUUAUUUUACAAGUUCCCUCCCCUCACCCGCCCUCAUAAUGUUUUGUGAGGAAUUCCUAGUAGAUGCUGUGAUGUAUUAAGCCUUGAAAAGACAUACAUAUUUCCAGUAAAAAUGUUUUUAAAAUAAAAUAUAUUUAGGAGUCAAUGUUCCAAGAGCUAGGGAAAAUGCAUGAAAACAUAAGAUUUUCAUGAUUUUCAUCUAACAUUAGGAUUCCUAUGUACAAAUUUCCAUACUUGUUUAUGCGGUAACUGUGGAGUUGCACAUUACAUACCUAUGUAGAAAACUUAAUCUUACCAAGGGAGAUUUAACUGACUUGUUGGUUAUUGGGGUUCUCUCCUUUUCUAGCGAAUAAGAAUCCACUUCUACGCUUAUAAGGCAUAACUUGGUGUUUCAUGAUAAAUUAAAAUAAAUAAUCACUUGGUUUUGUUUAUCUGUGAAACAGUGUGCACAUCAGCAGCAUUCCAGCUUAUGUGGGAUAGCUCAGCCAGUAGAGUAUGAGACUUUUAAUCUCAGGGAUGUGGGUUUGAGCCCCAUGUGGGACAAAAAGAUUCCUGAAUUGCAGGGGAUUGGACUAGAUCACCUUCGUGGUGCUUUCCAAAUCUGUGAUCCUAUUAUAUGUCUUGUGUAUUGACGCAAAUAAAUGCAUUAAAUUGAUAGAGCAAGGAAACACAAGCAUGACAUUCAGUGAUAAAACAGGUUAGUAAUUAAUUUGUGCAUUGUAUUUAAAUAUUUCUCAUUAUUUUUAAAUAUAUAUAUAUACAUGGAGUUGGAUAUACAAUGAGAAUCGAAACAAAAAAUGUAGUGUGUGCAGUUCCUAGCUGUGACUCUGAGUGUCGCUGUUGACCAACCAAGGCUAAGAAAUGCACUGAGAAAUUCAUCCUUCCCAUAUGAGCUGCUCAGCUCAGAAAAUGCUGAGAGAUCAGAGUUUCAGUGAACAUUUUUGCUUUGGGAAUCUCAGCUGCAAGACCCUUUCUGGCAACACUCCGUCAUCCUGAAUCACAGAUCUCCCCAGCAGCUUCAUAUCAGACCAGGAAUGGCAACAGCAAAGUAUCCUCAAGCUUGCAAAAGGAGAGUUUUCUUUUUAUUUCUCUUUGCUAACAUCUGCCAAGCCAUCACCAGACAGAUCCAGUACUCCAUUCCUGAAGAAACUGAGAGAGGCUUUUUGGUGGGGAAUAUUGCAAGGGAUCUUGGACUGGACGCAAAGGAGCUCUCAGAUCGUGGAAUUCGCAUUGUUUCCCCAGGUAGGACUCAGUAUUUUGCUUUGAAUUAUAAGAGUGGCCAUUUGCACACCACAAAGAGAAUAGACAGAGAGGAGAUCUGUGGUCAGGAAGAGAAAUGUAUUUUGAAUUUUGAGAUUAUAGUUGAAGAUUCAAUGAAAAUUUAUGGAGUUGAAGUGGAAGUCACAGAUAUCAAUGACCAUGCGCCCACCUUCCCGUCAGAGAAAUUAGUGAUAAAUAUCAGCGAGAAUGCAGCUUUGGGGUCCCAGUUUCCCCUCUUGGAAGCUCAAGAUCCUGACUUAGGAAACAAUUCUCUACAGGGGUACAAACUCAGCAACAAUAGCCAUUUUUCUUUGAUUCUCCAAACAUCAGUUAAGGGCAAACAAUAUGGAAAAAUUGUGUUGGAAAGACCUCUGGACCAUGAAAAAGAAGCAGUUCAUAAUCUUAUCUUCACCGCAUAUGAUGGUGGUGAUCCAGUCAGGAGUGGCACUGCACAGCUGCACAUUACAGUCUUGGAUGCGAAUGACAAUGCACCCAUUUUUAGCCAACGCAUCUAUGAAGUGAGCGCAAGGGAGGAUUUACCUCUAGGAACCAUUGUGGUUACAUUAAAAGCUACUGAUCUGGAUGAGGGGACCAACAAAGAAAUGACAUUUUCGUUUGCAGAAAUCACGGAAAAGGCUUCCCAGCUAUUCCACUUAGAUAAACACACAGGUGCACUAACUCUCAUAGGAAGUUUAGAUUAUGAGGACUCUGCUCUUCAUGAAAUUGAGGUCCAGGUCCGUGAUGGUGGAGGUCUGUUGGACAGAUCAACUGUCAUAGUAUUUGUUACUGAUGUAAAUGACAAUGCACCCAAACUGGAAAUAACUUCACUUAUCAGCUCCAUCCCUGAGAACUCUCCACCAGCGACUGCAAUAGCCCUUCUGAAUGUGCAAGAUGAGGAUUCGGCAGAGAAUACAGAAGUCACAUGCUCUAUCCCCAGCAACCUCCCCUUUCUACUGACAAAAGCCUAUGGCAACUACUACAGUUUGGUGACAGCAAGAGCCCUGGACAGAGAGCAGGUGGCAGCCUACAACAUCACUGUCACAGUCACGGAUCACGGGACCCCUCCACUUUCCACAUCAAUUGUUAUUCCACUUGAGAUUUUAGACACAAACGACAACCCUCCACACUUCCUGCAAUCCAUUUAUACUUCGUAUUUAAUGGAGAACAACCCAAGAGGGGCCUCCAUAUUUUCCCUGAAGGCUGAUGAUCCAGACUGUGGAGAGAACUCCAGAGUCACUUAUUCCAUCAUUGAGCACAACAUCAGUGACUCCCCAGUAUCUUCCUUCCUCUCCAUUAACUCUGAGACUGGGACUGUCUAUGGCCUGAUCUCUUUUGAUUAUGAGGAGAUGAGGGAGAUGAAGUUCCUGGUCAAGGCCCAGGAUGGAGGUUCUCCACCACUCAGCUCCAACGUCUCAGUGACUCUCUUCAUCCUGGACCAGAAUGACAACGCUCCCCAAAUCCUGUACCCCUCCCCUCCCACUGAUGGCUCCACGGGGAUAGAGCUGGCCCCUCGCUCCUCAGAGCCAGGCUACCUGGUCACUAAGGUGGUGGCCGUGGAUGCGGACUCUGGCCAGAAUGCCUGGCUCUCCUACCAGCUGAUCAAGGCCACCGAGCCAGGGCUCUUCACUCUGGGGCUCCACACGGGAGAGAUCAGGACGGCCCGCUUCUUUCUGGAGAAAGAUGCCCUCAAGCAAAGCCUGGUGGUUUUAGUCAAGGACAAUGGGCAGCCACCUCUCUCUGCUUCAGCCACUCUGACUGUGGUGCUGGCUGACACCAUCCCUGCAGUCCUCUCAGACCUGAGCAGCAUCUCAGCUCCUGUAGAUCCUCCAUCUGACCUCACCUUCUACCUGGUCCUUGCAGUGGCUUUUGUCUCCUGCUUGUUCUUCAUCUUCCUCCUUGUGUUACUGGCAGUUAAACUUCAUAGGUGGAGAUAUUCACAGUCUGGAACUGAGAAGUUUAGUGGAGUUCCAGUUUCACAGUUUGUGGGGAUUGACGGAGUCCGAGCAUUUCUGCACUCCUACUGCCAGGAGGUUUCUCUCACUACAGACUCUAGGAAGAGCAAUUUCGGAUUUCCCAAGGGAAAUAUUUCCAAUACUAUGACCAGUCACCAGCCCUGUGAGAUAAAUGAUCCCUUUCUCAUUGCUGAAGAGAUUGCAAACAGUAAUGGGGAUUCAGCCAAUAUACAGGUGAAGUCUUGCUAUCAAAUCAAAGGUUUUUCACUUUAUAUUUUCAGUUAG
Molecule: messenger RNA, 4161 nt
Organism: Podarcis lilfordi (Lilford's wall lizard)
Lineage: Eukaryota; Metazoa; Chordata; Lepidosauria; Squamata; Lacertidae
Source: the annotation of a GenBank genome assembly